Molecule: messenger RNA, 2157 nt
Organism: Penicillium longicatenatum
Lineage: Eukaryota; Fungi; Ascomycota; Eurotiomycetes; Eurotiales; Aspergillaceae
Exons: 2
Coding region: 1-2157 (718 amino acids)
Source: RefSeq, a predicted model, not a curated record
AUGGCGAUAUGGCCAUUUGGUCGGAGUAAUAAAACCAAGCGGCACACCAUUCAAGUGAGCCCCGACGAAGCCGCUACCCUGCAGUCGUCGAUCGCGAACGACCCCAGAGCUGCUGCUGCCGCCGUUGGUAUCGAACCCACAUUGGGCCGCAAGCCUUCCCUCCGGCCCUCAAAGCGUCAAAACAACAACCGGCUGUCACGCACCGGGGACGAGGUUGGGAGCGUACAUGCCGGCCUGGGUCGCUCCUCGUCCCAACGACAACGUCCCAUCUCAUUACUCGACCACCGAUCAUCCCAAAUGAGCUCUGACCGUGCCGACCCGGAUCUCCCCCCGCGGUCCCUGUCGCGGACCGAAUCGUUGAUGCGGAACAAGAAUCAAAAUGGCCCGAAUAAACUCCGACGGAGGCUGAGCAAGCGCAAGGCGCACGAGAUCAUGCGCGAGCGUGAGAUCCGCAUGCUGUCCUCGAUGCCGAUCGAUAUUCCGCGCCGAACAGGUCAACCGGAUUAUAAUAUGAUGGAUCACAGGCAUCGGAGGACGAAUGGUCAGCGUCUAAACCGGUACCAGUCAGAUGUCAGCCUGUCCAUUCGUGACUCGGCUGCAUCUUCCAUGUCGGAUUUAACAGACCCAUACACGUUCAAGGUUAAUGCUUUCGCGGCGCUGACCCCCCGUCCCGUGGUUCGAUACGUUGAGGCACCACGGGCUCCCUCGGCCCGCAACAAUCCCCCCAAGGACCGACUACAGAACCUGACUACCUCGGAGGAGGAUCUCUACUACUCGAAACGGCGGGUGAAUGAGUUGGCCGAUUCGUUGGAUGCUAAUACACUGCGCGAGUUGAUGGAUCGAGAUCGUCGUCGUCGGGAAAAGAAGCAGAUUGAUGACCAGGAGAGGCUACGACGCAAGUUGCAGGAACGGGCCGACGCACAACAAGCCCAGGAGGCUCGAGAGGCCGAAGCAGCUGUGGCAGCCGCAGCCGCGGCGAUGAAUCUUGCCGCUGUGGGAGACCAUGAUGAACCGGCCAUGGAGGAGACCGUGGACGCCGAAGUUGAUGAAGAACGGGAUGACUCAAAGGGAACCGAUGCUGCUGGGGCCGACUCGAUAGCCGACAGCGCACCGGUAAUUGAAAAUAUCGGUGAAGUCUCCAUUCGUGAGCCCAAGCUAGCGACGCGAUCAAGCUUUGCCCCAUCACAUGAGAUGGGCAUGUCUCGAACGACGCUCUCGCCAUCCCACUCAUCUCUUCGCCACGGGCUCAGUAGCCCCAGCCAUUCCCAAACGUUUGGAAUGGGCUCGAACUCGGACCUUUCUGAACGCCGACUGUCUGAUACUAGCGGGCGUCGUGGGAACACCAUCACACACCUCUUCCGACGUGGUUCUUCUCGCCUCAAGCGUCGCUACCGAGAGCAUUUCCAGGAAUCCGCAUCAUUGGACCACAACCCGUCGAAUGAAUCCUUCUACAGAAUCCAAACCCAAUCCUCUCCUCCUCCUGCCUCUGUUAUUCCUCCUCGCGCAUUCAUUCCCACUGGAACGUCUCCAGACAUCCCUGAGGAGGUCCCCGAAUCCUCACUGGAGAACGAACCGAGUACAUUUUUGCAAGGCCCAACUCCUAGCGCCAGCAUGGAUAUUGUCAACCCUCGUCGUCGUCACCAUCUCUCCUUGGCCGAGAGCUUCGAUGCCGAAUCCGACAACGUGCCACUUUCUCAGUCCCUGGCCUCCAUCGACUCUGAAGGCUCCUGGAUGUCUGGCCAGUUUUUCCGCCGCAUGAAUCAGAAACCCAGCAGCCCGGUCCGGAAUAACAUGAGCUCCUUUGGCCCCGCCAACCUGGAUGACCCUGAUGUGUUUGAUGAAGCCCGCGAAUCACUUGACUCCCACGGCGCUAGCAACAAUGUGAUGGGUGACCCGGAAAUGGAGAAUGAUGUGGCUGACCCUGAGGCCGAUAAACCCGCGGAGAUGUGGCACAGUGAGGUCGGCCGGCGGCCUGUUGUGGUCAACCCAGUUGCUCGCCCGAAAUCCAACCAGGGAAUGCUGCGGUGCAUCCCCUCUUUGUCGCCAAUCUCGGCUGAAGAGGACUAUAGCCCUGUGAGCCCUUUGGAAGAGGAUAACCUCUCCGAAAAUCUCCCCCAGCGUGUGGCCAGCGUCCAUGGCAUUAUCGAUCACGUUUAA